GGCGCUGUAAGAACGGGAGUCCACUACCAAGGAGCAAGCAUGUCCUUGCACAGAUUGAUGGUCUAUUUGUCGACAGCAUGCAUGUUUUGCUACAUGAUAGGAGUCACUCUCAUUGUCUCAAUUUUGCAUUUUAUUUCUCCAAGUCUCACCAAGAAGCUAGUGCUCAAAAUGGGUGAAAAGAGCACCAUGACUCAGAAUCCCAACUUUAAGUAUGAAGACUGGGGUCUGACAUUCGGAUCUAUGAAUUUCAUAAAAGUGGCAUCUUACCACAUGUGGAUGUCUCUCGGACAAGCGGCGUUUGAAGGGGGAGACGCUCCGGAUACACCUGUGGUCACCAUGGAGGGAAAGAAAACAAGUAUCGGCAAGUACUUGAAAGACAACAGACCGCUAGUGUUGAGUUUUGGAAGUUGCACCUGACCCCCGUUUAUGUACAAACUUGAGGAGUUCAAGCAACUCGUCAAGGACUUAAGCGAUGUAGCUGACUUUCUUGUGGUCUACAUCGCCGAGGCGCAUUCAACAGAUGGUUGGGCCUUUACCAACAACAUUGACAUCAACCAGCACCAGAGCCUGGAGGACAGGCUGUCUGCAGCACAGAUCUUGCUUCAAAAGGAGCCUUUGUGUCCGGUGGUUGUGGAUGAAAUGAAUGAUGUCUCUGCCAUAAAGUAUGGUGCUCUGCCAGAGAGGCUUUACGUGCUGCAGGCUGGGAAAGUUGUCUACAAGGGGGGAGUUGGGCCUUGGUCUUAUGAUCCCAUGGAGGUGCGUUCGUUCCUGGAUAAGAUGAAAUAAGAAGGUUGUUUUUCCGAGCCAUGUAUUUUCCAUGCAACAGGUCUUAUAUGUAGGGGUCUCUGUGUUCAGGAGGAGAUGAGGGUAUCAACAUCAUAAUCACUGUAUAAUACUCAUGUAACACAAUGCCAUCCUGUUUUUUGUUUUUUUGUUUUUUUGUUAUUGUUAUUUUAAUCAAGACUCAAAUCAAGUCACUGCCACGUCUACAUGUAGUUCUGCAGCUGCUCUCUGGCAUCCCUUACAUCAACUAUUGCAUAAGUAGAAAUGUUAUAACCCCUACAAACUUGCACUAAUAUUGCUUCAAGGCUCUCCUGUACUCUGAAAACAUACCGAAAACUCAGUCUCUUGAGGUUGAGCUCGCCUCUCAGUGUUUCUUAAUGACGGCUGCAGAUUAAACCGUUGGCCUCUGUAGCCAGAUGAAGUGAGACACAGAAAGACAGUCCAGUCAUGAGUUUGUGUUUGAGGUGUUGAAUAAUGUACAGGAGAUUUCACCUAAUAUGUUGUCAUAAUUCCAAAGUUUAAAAGACCUUAAGAUUUAAGUGAAUGAAAGCACUUGUUUCCACUUGUCUUGCAGGUCCAGUUGUUAAGUAUACAGUCAGUAUUGUAAACUGUAUUAACUGCUCUAUAAAUGCUUCGAGGUGAUUUUCCGGGAGGCUGCUUUUUAUAUGAUGAUUACAGUGUAAACCUCUGGUAACUGUAAUCUGAUGAAACAUUAUCUAAAAGCAAGCCCUCCUUUAAUUAUGUCGGAGCAUUUCUGAUGAGACUCAUAAUAAGCAUCUUGUUAAACAGUUUGCAUUUUCUUUGAAUGUUCUCAUAUCAUAAUGAAAUGUUUUUCUUUUGAAUGUUUGCAUUGUAGUAUAAUAAAGAAUAACCUGGGAAAA
This is a messenger RNA of Epinephelus lanceolatus (giant grouper), 1664 nucleotides long. It is a transcript of the gene dio1, whose product is annotated as iodothyronine deiodinase 1. Gene Ontology annotation, biological process: thyroid hormone metabolic process. The record is from RefSeq and is a predicted model, not a curated record. Lineage: Eukaryota; Metazoa; Chordata; Actinopteri; Perciformes; Serranidae. Gene Ontology annotation, molecular function: thyroxine 5'-deiodinase activity.